UAAUCAAUUAGUACCGCGGUACUGCUGCACGCCGCUGCACAUUUCGUCGAUACAAAGUGUAUACCCAAAUUAUGAAAUUACGCAUUAAACGCUGAUUACUGAUGAUUGCGAAGAUUUAACAUAAACAAAGUCGAUAGUACUGGCGGGGAUUUCUUCAGGCAGUACUCGCCACUUUCUCCGGCCAAGAUGACCAUCAUCUACGAUUUGCGCAAGCUGAAAUCGAAAAGACUGCGCAAACCCUACAAGUACUUCGCCUUCUUCAUCACAGCCGUCGUCGUCGUCGCCAUCAUAGGUGUGAUUAUCUACUACCUAGUCAAAAACAGCACUGACUCUGACAGCAUCCCCAGAGGUGCCGUCGUCACCAACGGCCACACGUGCGCCGACAUCGGCGCCUCCAUCCUCCGGAAGGGCGGCAAUGCCGUAGAUGCCGCCAUCGCGGCGCUCUUCUGCGAGGGCGUCUCGAUGCCGCAGAGCAUGGGCCUGGGGGGCGGCUUCCUCAUGACCAUCUACAACCGCCAGAACCGCUCGGCCAUCACGCUGAACGCGCGCGAAGCCGCCCCCGACCUCGCCUCCGAGAACAUGUUCGACGGCAACCCCGCGCUGAGCACGAAAGGCGGGCUGGCGGUUGCAGUACCCGGGGAACUGCUGGGGUACUGGGAAGCCUACCAUAGGUUCGGCGGCAAUGUGGCUUGGAAGGAGUUGGUGCAACCCACGAUUGAUCUAUGCAACAACGGGAUCUUGGUGACGGAGUACCUGGGGCGGCUGUACAAGAGCGUGGAAGAGACGCUGAGGAAGGACACGCCGCUGAGGGAGACUUACAUUGACCCGGCGACGAACUCGACGUACGUGCAGGGGCAGUACGUGAAGAGACCCAGGCUGGCGAAGACUUUGGAAAAGAUAGCGAAGCAGGGGGCGAAUGUGUUGUAUAACGGGGACUUGACGGAGGGGUUUGUCAACGACGUGAAACAGAAGGGAGGGAUCAUCACUGUGGAAGAUAUGAAGAAUUACAGGAUCGAAUGGCAAGAACCCGUCACCAUCUCUCUACCUUCCAAUCAAGUACUGUACACUUCCCCACUACCCGGAUCUGGAGUCAUUCUUGGCUUCAUCAUGAACAUCCUGAACGGAUUCAUAGACUACACCCAACCCGAUUCUGUGGAAAACUGGCAACGAAUCAUCGAAAGCUUCAAGUUCGGCUACGGGAGAAGAACAGAACUCGGUGACAGCAAGUUCGUUGAUAACAUCAACGAGUUAAUUACAAAUUUGACCUCUGCUUCGUACGCCGCCGGUAUCCGACAAGAAAUCUCCGACACUGGUACCCACCAAGACCCGGAGUACUACGGAGCUAAAACCGUUCAACCUGAAGACUCCGGUACUGCCCACGUUUCGGUUUUAGCCCCCAACGGAGACGCAGUCUCCGUCACCAGUACCAUCAACCUCUAUUUCGGCGCCGGCUUCAUGUCAGAUAGUACCGGGAUCAUCCUCAACGACGAAAUGGACGACUUUUCGUCCCCAAACAUGGACAACAGCUUCGGGAUGCCGCCUUCGGUGGCCAAUUACAUCAAGCCCGGGAAGAGACCUCUGUCUUCGAUGUGUCCCUCCAUCAUCGUGGCAGAGGAUGGCGAAGUCGAACUGGUAAUAGGGGCUGCAGGUGGUACCAAGAUCACUACGUCUGUGGCACAGAUCGCCAUUAAGAAUUUGUGGUUUAACAUUCCUAUACAAGAGGCGGUUUCGAGCAGGAGGAUGCACCACCAGCUGUUCCCGAUGGUGGUGUCGUUGGAACAACCCUUUAAAGAAGAUACGGAUUUCCUUGAAGCUUUACGUACAAUAGGACACGUCUAUGAAAUCUCAGAGAGUACUGGUUUUUCGGCUGUGACUUCCAUUUCUCGAAAAGGCGGCACGGUGAGGACCGCCACGGAUCAAAGGAGGACGGGAGAGGUUGCUAUUAUCUAUUGAUAAGAGUGUUAACUAGUGACUAUUUAUUUUAUUAUAAAUUAAGUGCCAAUAAAAUAUUUUUAACUUGA
This is a messenger RNA of Zophobas morio, 2021 nucleotides long. Its product is annotated as glutathione hydrolase 1 proenzyme-like. Bases 187 to 1953 code for a protein of 588 amino acids. Gene Ontology annotation, cellular component: plasma membrane. The transcript has 7 exons. The record is from RefSeq and is a predicted model, not a curated record. Gene Ontology annotation, molecular function: glutathione gamma-glutamate hydrolase. Gene Ontology annotation, biological process: glutathione catabolic process. Lineage: Eukaryota; Metazoa; Arthropoda; Insecta; Coleoptera; Tenebrionidae.